Molecule: messenger RNA, 557 nt
Organism: Tinamus guttatus (white-throated tinamou)
Lineage: Eukaryota; Metazoa; Chordata; Aves; Tinamiformes; Tinamidae
Source: RefSeq, a predicted model, not a curated record
AUGCCCAUUGAGAGACGCCAAGGACAAGGGGCUGAUGAAGUAGUGAAUGGAGAAGUCUACCAGGAGAGCAACGGUCCCACAGACUGCUACGCCGCCAUCUCGCACGCUGACCGGCUGCACUCGGAGCCGGAGAGCAUCCGCAAGUGGCGGGAGGAGCAGAAGGAGCGCCUCGAGCAGCUCGAUGCAAACUCGCGAAAGCAGGAGGCCGAGUGGAAGGAGAAGGCCAUAAAAGAGCUGGAGGAGUGGUAUGCAAGGCAAGAUGAGAAGCUGCAGAAAACCAAGGCCAGCAACAGGGUGGCAGAUGAAGCUUUCUACAGACAACCCUCCGCUGACGUGAUCGGUUAUGUCACAAACAUAAACCAUCCUUGCUACAGCCUAGAACAGGCUGCCGAGGAGGCCUUCGUGAGCAACGCGGAGGACGUGUUUCCAGGCACGGAGUGGGAGCGCGUGGCGCAGCUGUGCGACUUCAACCCCAAGGCCAGCAAGCAGGCGAAGGAUGUGUCCCGCAUGCGCUCGGUGCUCAUCUCGCUCAAGCAGGCCCCCCUGGUGCGCUGAGG